This is a messenger RNA of Menidia menidia (Atlantic silverside), 1125 nucleotides long. NCBI's taxonomy places the organism in Eukaryota, Metazoa, Chordata, Actinopteri, Atheriniformes, Atherinopsidae. The record is from the annotation of a GenBank genome assembly.
GUGUUAGCAUCCAAAGUUGUGAGCAUGGCAGCUUGUAGGGGGAAGGUCAAUUCUCUGCUCUGUUUGAGCCGGAGGUUGUCUACCAACCCGCCCGGCACCCAGCAGACCUCCCAGGGCAGCCAACCCCCCGUGGCGCGGGAGAAGAGACCCUGGAAGGACCCCACUGGCAGCUCCGUGUUCCUCUUCCCAGGCCAGGGCAGCCAGUUCGUGGGCAUGGGCCGAGGACUAGUGAAGUACCCCAAAGUGAAAGAAAUGUUCUCCGUAGCACAGAAGAUUCUCGGGUACGACCUCCUGUCUUUGUGCCUGGAGGGGCCCGAGGAGGAGCUGCAGAAGACGGUCCACUGCCAGCCGGCGGUGUUUGUCACCUCCCUGGCUGCAGUGGAGAAGCUCAACCACGAAAACCCAAAGGCGAUCGAGACAUGUGUGGCAGCGGCCGGCUUUAGCGUUGGAGAGUUUGCUGCUCUCGUUUUUUCUGGUGCCAUGAACUUUUCUGAAGCUCUGUAUGCAGUGAAAGUGCGCGCAGAGGCCAUGCAGGAGGCAUCGGAGCUGGUUCCCAGUGGGAUGCUGUCCGUCAUUGGUAAACCUCAGGCUCAAUAUAAAUAUGCCUGUCUGCAGGCCAAAGAGCACUGCAGCAGUUUGGGGAUGCAGGGGCCGGUUUGCUCCGUGGCCAACUACCUGUUCCCUGACGGCAGGGUCAUCGCAGGGCACCAGCAGGCUUUGAGCUUCCUCCAGCAGAACUCAAGACGUCUGCAGUUCAUGAGGACCAAACCGCUCCCGGUCAGCGGGGCUUUCCACACCGAGCUGAUGGCAUCGGCAACUGAGCCCCUCCGAAAUGUGCUCAGGCAGGUGGAGGUGCGACGUCCCGAAAUCAGUGUGUUCUCCAACGUGGACGGCAAACGCUACAUGAGCGAGAGCCACGUGCGGAGGCAGCUGGUGAAGCAGCUGGUGUCGCCCGUCAAGUGGGAGCAGACGCUGCACGAGGUCUACGAAAGGACGCAGGGGGAGAAGUUCCCUCACACUUACGAGGUCGGGCCGGGAAAGCAGCUGGGCGCCACGCUUCAGAAGUGCAACAGGAAGGCCUUUCAAAUGUACGCUCACGUAGAAGUCACCGCGCACGAGGAGUGA